AUUUUCCCGUCUCGUUAUGAAUUUAUAUCUACAAUAGGUAUAAAGGUUAGCUAUUAUGUACAGCGGCGCAAUAAAUUAUUAUCGUUUCGCACCUAUGCAUUAUUAUAUUGAUGUAAAGGACACGCGUGCGGUUAUGCAUACAAGGCGACUCCUUAAAUAUAUAUCCCAAUAUACCGCGAUCACAUAAUAAUCUAAGACAGGUGCGUGUUCAUAAUUUUAUAUCGACGUAGAAUCCUAAGACGAUCAUAAUAUUUACAAUAUUUAUAUAUUUUAUAUAUUAUCUCAGUGAUCACUCGUUUCCGGCAUGUACCUAUAGCCGUGGGUGAUGAAUUCGCGAGUAAUAAUAGAUUUAAACGCGAAAAAAAAUAAAACAAUAUUACAAACGGAGCGAAGAUAAAAAAUCCAAAUCAACGUACAACAAUAAUGUUGUGAUAUUAUCGUUAGGAAUUAUUUAUUAUAAACUUUAUGUAAAAAAUUAUUAAUUAUCAUCAUCAUAGACUCGCACGAACGCGGCGAGGAGUAAAAUAAUAAUAUGUAGAAACCCGAUCGGUCGUGUGCCGUGAGAGUGCGCUGUCGGCCACGGCACACACGAGACCUGCGCGCUCGUCGAUUGGCCAUCGCCGCGGAGGGGGUAAGUCUCUGAUCGCGGGGACGGGGGCGACGCCGCCGACCCGCUCACCGUACCCGACCCGUUCGACGAGCCGGCCACCACGGCCGCCGUCGUCGCUGCGCGUGUGCGCGACGGUUCGCGCGCGCGCCCGUGUAGGUAAUGCCGUAGCGGUGUGGUCGUGUGCGCGCGAGUGUGUGUGUGUGAGAGUGUGUGCGCGCGCGUCCGGAGAGAGGUAACGCGACGACUGCGACGCGGACGACGACUGCGACGAGACGACGACGGUCGACUGGGCCACGCCAAUACCCUCCGCGCGCCGCCCGGGUCAUAAACGAUCUCACAAACAAGUGCUCAACGUUCGGGAAAUUACCCGCGCCGCCAUAUAAUAUUAUAUCGCCAAAGGCCGCCGCCGUCGCCAGUGAUCGCGUCGCCGCCGCCGCCGCGCGGGUUCUUUUUAUUUUUCCGCCGCUAUUACACACGGUUUGAAGAUAAAAUUAUUUUCUCGAUUAUAACAAUAUUAUCCCGUUCGGUAUUUUUUACUCCGCGUAGAUCCGCGGGUCUAAGAUCCACAUCUUCGCAUUCCCGUGCCGGUAUCGUGCAGUGUCCGUACAGCGUGCGUACAGCGUGUCGUCGUCGUCGAUAUUUUCGGGUUUUGAAUAUAAAUAAACAAUAUUAUAUUGACAAAAGUUUAAUAUUUUGUUUUUCGAACGCCGUGCUUUUGAUUUAACGACGAUACAUUCCGCAUCUCGACGGCAUAAUGGGGUGGCGUUGACGGAGUCUCGCACAUAUUCAGAUAAUAUUACAUUAUCUCGACGACCAGGAGAGAGGCGUGCUAUAAGGACGUGCAAGAUAUCAUUACAUAAUAUACGAACGUGCGGCCAAAAAUCGCACCGCGGUGUAUAAUCCUGUCCCCGGUCGCAACUUACGCGCCCGUCAUGAGUUCAAAGUUCAUCAUCGACAGCAUGCUGCCCAAGUACCAUCAGCAGUACCACCACCAGCUCCUGAACCCCGUGAUCACGUCCGGCGGCGGGCUGGACUCGUCAGCCGUCAACUACAGCUUGACGCCCAACAACUCGUCGUCGAGCAGCGCGGGCGGCUCGCCGCCGUCCACGUCUUCGCUGGUCUCGCCGGCCGCCGGCCGCAUGUACCCCGCGUACGCCGUCCACCAUCACCAACAGCAGUUCGGCUCCGGCGCCGGUUCCAUGGCGUUCACGUCACCCGGCUCGGCAGCUCUGGCAGCCGCCGUCCAGGACGCUGCGGAUAAGACGUCGUCGUCGUGCCGGUACGGCGGUGGCGUUGGCGGUGUGAGCGUCGGCGGCGUGUCCGCGGCCGACACGAUGGUCAACAGUUACGCUGCCCUGCACCAUCACCACAACCAGAACGGCGCCGGUGGCACCGGCGCCGUGUCGUCCAUGGCCGCGGCCGCUCAGUUCUACCACCAGGCGGCCGCCGCGUCCGCUGUGGCCGCUGACCCGCUCAACUCCGCGUGCGCCGGACAGCCCGGGGCCCCCGGACCGCAACCCAUGCCCGACAUACCCCGGUACCCGUGGAUGUCCAUUACAGAUUGGAUGAGUCCGUUCGACAGAGUCGUUUGUGGUCCGAACGGAUGUCCGCGUCGUCGCGGUCGGCAGACGUACACCAGAUUCCAGACUCUGGAGCUGGAAAAGGAGUUCCAUUUCAACCAUUACCUGACCCGGAGGCGGAGGAUCGAGAUCGCGCACGCCCUGUGCCUGACCGAGCGCCAGAUCAAGAUUUGGUUCCAGAACAGACGGAUGAAACUCAAGAAGGAGUUGCGGGCCGUUAAGGAGAUCAACGAGCAGGCCCGCCGGGAACGGGACGAGCAGGCUAAAAAGCAGGAUCACACGAAAAUGGACGUGGGAGGCGGUGGUGGCGGGAUGCACCAGCAGCAACAGCAACAGCAGCAACAGCAACAGCAGCAGCAGCAACAGCAAAUGUCACACCAUCAGAUGUCGCACGAACAGCACAAGCUUCAAAUGGGCGGCCUGGACAAGGGGUCCGCCGACAUGCUCAAGGCCAAAACGUAAACAGUGCGAUCGAUCGCGCGACGACGUUUCGCACAGUAAUAGAGUAAUGAUAUAAAUGAUAAUAAUAAUGAUUAAUAUUAUAAUAACGUGUCGCAUGAUUAUUAUUGUUAUUGUUUCGCGACAAUUGUAUAGAAUUUCUCUUUCGAUUCGAAAAAUACGUAAAUAAUUUAUAAAUAUAUAUUAUAAUAUAUAUUUAUCUAUAUACAAACUAUUCUUAC
This is a messenger RNA of Acyrthosiphon pisum (pea aphid), 2870 nucleotides long. Its product is annotated as homeobox protein abdominal-A homolog. Gene Ontology annotation, molecular function: DNA-binding transcription factor activity, RNA polymerase II-specific; RNA polymerase II cis-regulatory region sequence-specific DNA binding. The coding region runs from base 1543 to 2652 and encodes 369 amino acids. Gene Ontology annotation, cellular component: nucleus. The record is from RefSeq and is a predicted model, not a curated record. NCBI's taxonomy places the organism in Eukaryota, Metazoa, Arthropoda, Insecta, Hemiptera, Aphididae. Gene Ontology annotation, biological process: anterior/posterior pattern specification; negative regulation of transcription by RNA polymerase II. The transcript is spliced from 3 exons.